UGGUAUUCCGUAUAUAAAUAGGACGAGAAGGCAAUUAGAAGAGGGUGGUUUUUUGGUGUCUUUGCUUUCUGAUAGGCUAUUGUAGAGUAGAGAUCAUGGCUGCUUUCUGGCUUAUUCUUCUUUUGUUGGUGGCUUGUUUGGUGAUGAAAAUUGCGAUAGAGAUCAUUUCCGUCUAUUGGCUGACGCCUAGGCGCAUCAGACUUGCCAUGGAGAAGCAAGGAGUUCGUGGUCCUCGGCCAUCGUUUCUAGUUGGAAACCUCUUCCACAUGGCCGCUCUGGUCAAAGAAACAACUUCCUCUGACUUGGUCUCUGUUCACCAUGACAUUGUUGAUAGGCUGCUGCCACAUUACGUGCUCUGGUCUAGACUGUACGGAAAAAGGUUCAUAUAUUGGUGGGGUGUUGAGCCCAGGAUGUGUCUGUCAGAGACAGAGCUGAUCAAGGAGCUCCUAUCUGCAAAAAACAGUCAAAUAUUCGGGAAAUCCUGGCUACAAAGGCAAGGGUCAAGGCAUUUCAUUGGUAAGGGACUAUUGAUGGCGAACGGUGAACAGUGGCUCCAUCAACGCCAUUUAGCAGCUCCAGCAUUUCAAGCAGACAAACUCAAGAGGCAUAUCGGAUAUAUGAUAGGUUGCACUAACCGCGCACUGGAAAGCCUGCGUUCAAGAGUAGAGUCAGGCCAAACAGAAGUUGAGAUCAAUGAGUGCCUCAAUCAACUUACAGCAGACAUCAUCGCAAGGACAGAAUUUGAAAGCAGUUAUGAGAAGGGCAAGAAAAUCUUCCAACUUCUUACUGAUUUGCAGCUUCACUCUUCUAAAGCUAGCCAGCAUUUGUGGUGCCCUGGUAGCAGGUUCUUUCCAAGCAGAUAUAACAGAGAGAUCAAAAGGCUCAAGGUGGAAGUAGAGACGCUAUUGACGGAGAUCAUUCAGAGCAGACGUGAAGGGAAGGAGAUUGGGAGAAGCGUUUCUUAUGGCAACGAUCUCCUUGGACUGUUGUUGACAGAAGUGGAUAGCAAGAAAUCUAACAUCAACUUCAGCACAGAGCAUCUCAUGGAUGAAUGCAAGACCUUCUUUUUUGCUGGUCAUGAGACCACUGCGCUGCUUCUUACUUGGACAAUCAUGCUGCUUGCUUGCAAUCCUUCAUGGCAAGAGAAAGCCAGGGAGGAAGUAUUGCAAGUGUGCCAAGGAUCGCCUCCUUCUGCUGAUCAUCUCUCAAAGCUCCCCUUGUUGAACAUGAUUCUGAACGAGUCGCUCAGGCUGUACCCACCUGCUGCACUCCUGCCCAGACAAGCCUUCGAGGACACGAAGCUCGGGGACCUUAACAUUCCAAAGGGUCUGUCCAUAUGGAUCCCUGUGCUGGCCAUCCACCACAGUGAGGAACUGUGGGGGAAGGAUGCCAAUGACUUCAAUCCUGAGAGGUUUGCCGCGAAGUCGUUUGCGUCCGGCCGUCACUUCAUGCCCUUUGCAGCUGGGCCCCGGAAUUGCAUAGGCCAGGCCUUCGCUCUAAUGGAGGCCAAGUUAGUUCUGGCCAUGUUCCUCUCAAGCUUCAGCUUCACUCUCUCGGAAAACUAUAGGCACGCACCCGUUUACGUCCUCACGUUGAAGCCUAAACAUGGGGUGCAGAUCUACUUGAAACCUCUUUAACUCUUUUGAGCAGCCUUUUUGCCUGUCUUUGUAACCAGGUUUGGUUUUUACGCGUGCAAGUGGCUGCACGCCGUAGAAGAAGAGUGCGGCAUACAGAGCUGGCCUCCUUUUAUAUGAUUCUUGCUCCAUUACUUGCUAGACCGUGGUUUUCUUUUCUUUUCUUUUCCUGUUUUCCUGCAUAGCUUAACUGUGCAUCUGUUUGUGGACUCUUCUAGCCAUGACAACCAAAGAGGAAAUCUUUUAAUGAA
This is a messenger RNA of Nymphaea colorata (pocket water lily), 1885 nucleotides long. RefSeq names its product cytokinin hydroxylase-like. Lineage: Eukaryota; Viridiplantae; Streptophyta; Magnoliopsida; Nymphaeales; Nymphaeaceae. Gene Ontology annotation, molecular function: iron ion binding; oxidoreductase activity, acting on paired donors, with incorporation or reduction of molecular oxygen; monooxygenase activity. The record is from RefSeq and is a predicted model, not a curated record. The coding region runs from base 96 to 1637 and encodes 513 amino acids. The transcript is spliced from 5 exons.